UCACUUCCUGCAAAAGACUUGGCAAAACGAUUUAUUACAUGUGCAACUCUGCAGUUGCUCGCUGUUAAUUUAAUUGUUUCAAGUGGUUUACGCCUCGUAUUAAGUACAAUGUGUGACAAAGCUGUUUAUGACCAAGUCAAAGAUUAUUAUGGCAAGAAGGUCAAAAAGACUACAGAUCUUAAGCUGAGUGCUUGCACAGUUUCUGCUGGCACUGGAAUGAGUAAACAUGCCAAAGAGGCUCUAGCAUCAGUACACGAAGAAGUCUGCAAAAAAUAUUAUGGAUGUGGACUUGUGAUUCCUGAGGGCCUGGAAGGCAUGAAGAUGCUUGAUUUGGGAAGUGGAAGUGGACAAGAUUGUUUUGUUUUAUCAAAACUGGUUGGACCCGAAGGUUAUGUAGUUGGUAUUGAUAUGACACAAGAACAGCUAGAUGUUGCUAAUCAAUACAUAGACUAUCAUACCAAACUGUAUGACUACAAGAAUCCCAAUGUCAAAUUUGUGAAAGGCUACAUUGAACGCCUUACAGAGGCAGGAUUGGAAGAAAACUCUUUCGAUAUAAUUAUAUCAAACUGUGUCAUUAAUUUGUCUCCUGAUAAAAGAGCAGUUUUAUCCCAAAGUUACAAAAUACUUAAAGUAAGUUAUUCACUAAAACAAAUGCAUUGUGAAACAUUAUAUGCCAUGCAGAUCAGUCUAGGCAAUGACUUUCCCAAGUUAUUUUUAAUGAUUAGUUAUUAUUUUUCUUUUUCUCAAACAACCAUAGGUGAAUGUAUAUCUGGAGCACUUUAUUGGAAGGACUUUCAUGAACUAGCUGGUGAUGUUGGGUUUAGUCAAGCACGCAUUGUUAGUGUUUCCCCGAUACCUGUGGACAGAGAAGAUUUCAGGAAGAUUCUUGGUGAUAUACAAUUUGUUUCUGUUACCUAUCGCCUUUUUAAGUUGCCACCAGAUUACCAAAAGACGCCCGCCCAAGCAAUUUACAAUGGUGAGAUUACUGACCAUGAAAAUGAAUUUAAGUUUGAUCACCAGUUGACAUUCCUUACAAAUGAACCAGUUUGCAUUGAUUCUGAAACACAUGCGAUCCUGAAGUAUUCUCGUUUCAAAGAUGAAUUUAUGAUUCGCACUCAAAAGUGUGGAACAACUGGUGAAGGAGAUAGUUGUUCUGCUGUGAUUAAUCCAUUUGAGUUAUUGAAAACCCUUCAGACAUCUGGGAAAACCAUUGCUAAUGCCUGCUGUGGUGGGAAAAAAUGCUGCUAAUUUUUAUUUUACAACAGAAGUGUCUACAUCAGUAAAUGGUUAAAUUUAUUUGAUGUGCAUCUUAAUUAUUAUUAUUCACCACUCAUUCCUACUGUUGCUUCUUGUUGUGAGGCAAAACUUCUCUCAUGGAAAAUGAACAAUCAAAUGAACUUUGGUGAAGGGUAUUAUAUGAAAUAAUUUUCUGUAUUUUUGUGAACUUUUGCUUCAGAUUCUUUAUUGGUAAUUCUUUCAUGAUGUAAAUAAGCUAUGAAGUUAUAUUUCUUAAGUGAAUUUAAGAAAUCAUGUAAUAUACAUAUUACAUCAUUUAUAUUGUAUAUGAUUGGGUAAAGUAUUGCGCUAAAAACCCAAGGUUUUCAAGCUGCUAUUUGUUUUGUGACACUGGAAAUGACACUUUAUUCUAUAUGCCUCAGUUUAUUUUGUUAUGGAAGAACACAUAUUUACAAUCAAAUGACAUUCUAUCUAGAGAUAGAUUCAUCUGGCAUAUGUCUCUCUUUUGAUAUCAACUUGCAUGACACAGCUUCUGGUCCUGAUACAAAGUGUUUUAAAGUAUUCACACUUAAAUUUAAACUUCUCAUCAUAUUAUUAUUUAAAAACAUUUUGUUAUGUUCCAAACACUGCUUGAUAAUGACAGUUAUUUUAUUAAACCUCUCCAGAUUACUGAUCUUAAAAAUUGAUUGAUAAACUUUAGCUGUGUAUUUCAUAAGAAAUGUGGUGGUGGGAGGAUUAACAUAACAUCCAAAGCAGAGGUUUCAAUAUGUUCAACUUGAUGGUACAUAAAUAAAAAGAAAAUUACUGAUGCAUGAAAAGUUAAACAGAAAUGUUUUAGAGUUAAAAGUUAGAUAAAAAAAAUAGAUAUAUAGUUGCUGAGGGUGUAUUCCAAGAGAUUGGAAAAGACCACUCGGAAGGCCUCUAUAAUGAGGGGUAGAUGAUCUAGUUAAGCAAUUUUGGUGAAGAUGGAAAAGAAUAGUCCAAUCAAGACAUAAUUGGAAGCGCAUUGUGACCAGUGGUGUAGAACAGCAUCUGAUGGUCUGGUUGAAAUGGUGAUAGUUGUGGAUAACAAAAUUAUAAAUAAUGCAAUUUUGCAAGAGAAUUAGACUUUAGUAUUGAUUUUCUGAAGCCUUAAUUACAGUUAAGAAAAAUCAAAUCUACGCUGUACCUAGACACUCCUACUGGGCAUCUUUUGAGAACCACUAAUCUAGAAUCUUUUCUUUACAUCUUUUUUUUUCCAUAACACAUGGAAUAGAUUUGAUUUAACCCUUUAGUGUUUGCAUUAUUCUGCCAAAAUUAAUGCUUUUUCAUCCACAUUGUUUUGAACUGAUCAUGCAUUAUCUUGAAGCUAUGAGAUUUUGAUGAGGUAGCUGUUAAUUUUUAAAACGAUAUUGUAGGGUUGGUGUGAGAGACCAGAUUUGGCCAGUUUGAACAUAAAACAAGCAGAAUACUUUUGGCCAGAUAUGGCCGGUUUAAAUGCUAAAGGGUUAAACAAUUACUUCUACAACUAGAUACCCUUUCUACCAUUAAUGGGGGAGCUUUAUGAACCAAUGUCUUGAUGUAGGAGUUGUCUAUGUGGUCAUUCUGUCUGCUAGAAAUGGCAGCCAAAGUCCCUUGUGAGUUUUAGUUAUAUAAACUGAUUAAUAUUUUCAAGUAUUAUGGCGGUGAGCUGGCAGAAUCGUUAGCACCCCAGGCGAAAUGCUUAGCAGUAUUUCGUCUGCUGUUAUGUUCUGAGUUCAAAUUCCACCAAGGUCGAUUAAAUAAGUACCAGUUACGCACUGGGGUCAAUGUAAUCGAUUUAAUCCCUUUGUCCUUGUUUGUCUCCUCUAUGUUUAGCUCCCACCUGUGGGCAAUAAAGAAAUAAAUAUUUUCAAGUAUUAAGCUGGCUAACUGGUGUACGGCCUAUUUGUCAGUCAGCCAGAGAUAUGAGCAUUGUCCAUUGUUAUAGAAAGGAUUAUUUCUAUGACUCAUUGAAUUAUGCUGAUAACAAUGAUCAUCAUAGAAAUAUAACAACAACACAGCAAAGCUUAACAAUGUUACAUGCUUCUCACUCAGAUAAUAUAAUGCAGCCAUAGAUGUGCCCUACAUAACAUGAAUGUAGUAUUAGACAUGCAUUUCUCUUGAGCAAUGAUAUAAAACCAAUUGACAAGUAUGUCAAAUUACAAAGACAAAUUUUGGAGUGACAACUAACGUAACAUUAAUGAACUGGAAGCCUGAACUUAAUACUUAACAAUGCAAAACAAUUCUGUUACAGAUACAUUAUGGAUGGGUGGCAGUGUUAAACAGAAUGGAUGAUGAAUUUAGUUUGCUACCCACUAUUGUAGACAUCAAACUUACAAAUAUACCUAUAAUCAAUACAAUACAAUACAAAAAAGUACUCUGCUUCCAAGUAUUGCAAUCAAUAUUGAUCAAUAUUAAGAAAGUGCCACACCCUAACAGUUGAGGGAACCCGUGGAAGAGGUAGGCCCAGGAAGACCUGGGCUGAGGUGGUGAGGCAAGACCUUCGUACAUUGGGCCUCACCGAUGGAGUUUCUGCUGAGGUGAGUGUCAUGGGCUGUUCUUUGUGGCAAUGUCAUCAUGGUCAUGACUGCAAGGUGAAGCUGAACAUGCCAUUUACUCUGAGCUGUUGCUCUUUUCCCCUCCAUCUUCUGCUACUUAAUCUGCCCGCCCCUCUUUUUCUGUUUUUCUUUGGUUUCCUUGUAAUUAAAUUGUGAUAAGUAAAGAUGAUUCACUUACACAUCCUUUCAGCUGAACAAACAUGCAUUCUCACUUAUUCAUGGUAUCUCACUUUUAUUUACCUGAAAAUUUUCAAAUAUCAAUGUAGACUGCAUUUCCCAGAUGAGAAGGAUUGUUACAGAAAAUUAUAUGAAACUGUAAAAUAUAAUAAUAUUAAUAAUAAUAAAAAAAUCCCGGUUGUUUAAAAAAAAAAGUUAAUACAAAUUACUGUAUUUUUUAUAUGAAAAAUAAAUUGAAUUUAUAAAUAAUCAA
This is a messenger RNA of Octopus bimaculoides (California two-spot octopus), 4224 nucleotides long. Its product is annotated as arsenite methyltransferase. NCBI's taxonomy places the organism in Eukaryota, Metazoa, Mollusca, Cephalopoda, Octopoda, Octopodidae. The record is from RefSeq and is a predicted model, not a curated record. Gene Ontology annotation, biological process: toxin metabolic process; arsonoacetate metabolic process. Gene Ontology annotation, cellular component: cytosol. Gene Ontology annotation, molecular function: arsenite methyltransferase activity.